Messenger RNA from Drosophila arizonae, 1547 nucleotides. RefSeq names its product nuclear protein localization 4 (gene Npl4). Gene Ontology annotation, molecular function: ubiquitin protein ligase binding; ubiquitin binding. Gene Ontology annotation, cellular component: nucleus. The record is from RefSeq and is a predicted model, not a curated record. Lineage: Eukaryota; Metazoa; Arthropoda; Insecta; Diptera; Drosophilidae. Gene Ontology annotation, biological process: ubiquitin-dependent protein catabolic process.
GUUUCAUGUCGUACAGUUCCAUACACCAAGUUUAAGGCCUUUUAGGCUAAUCCRAGUAGCUCAAGCUACGCUUAACAACAACAACCACAGCAGCAGCAGGCCAAGACAACAGCAAGAACACCAUGGCCAGCGCUCCUUUGCUGCUCGAGCAAUUCAUCUACAAGAAACGAAAUUUCGUUUAUGCCUUUGUGCGGCAUCGUCUCUUUACGUUAUGUAAACAAUCGCUUAUACGCGUGCAGUCUGCGGAGGGCAUCAAACGCAUCGAGAUCUCGCCAAAAUCAAAUCUAAAACAGCUUUAUGACAGCGUACAAAAUGUGCUCAAGGUCGAUGGCUUUGGUCUUUUCCUGGAGCGGAACUUCGCCACAGAGCUACACGCAAGCGGCAGCCAGCUGGUGGGCAGCGCUCUCAAGCAUGGCGACAUGGUCUAUCUAAAACAGAUUGCGGGCACUUCAUCACGCCGCACGAGCACCACAGCGAUUGACAAUAUGUCGUUCAAUAGCGCUAAGUUAUCCACUGAUAGACUUACYAACAGCUUACGUCCAUCCAUUGAUGUGAUCGAGGAUGAGGUGGAUCAACAGUUGUUUAAAUCGAGUGGCACCAUUAAACGUGAACGCGAUAGUAAGCUUUGCCAUCACAAUGCCAAUGGUCGUUGCGUUCAUUGCUCUCCGUUGGAACCAUAUGACGAGAAUUAUCUGAAGGAACAUAAUAUCAAGCACUUGUCCUUUCAUUCGUACAUACGCAAGCAAACUUCUGGCAUGGAUCACGGAAAGUAUUUUGUAUUCGAUGACAUCAAUUGUCGCAUCAAGCCCGGCUGUCGGGAACAUCCACCAUGGCCCAAAGGCAUUUGUUCCAAGUGCCAGCCAUCGGCUAUAACACUCAACCGUCAAACCUAUCGUCAUGUGGACAAUGUUAUGUUUGAGAAUACUAAAAUUGUAGAGCGCUUCUUAAAUUAUUGGCGUACCACGGGCCAUCAGCGCAUGGGGUGGUUGUAUGGCACCUAUGAGCAGCAUACGGAUGUGCCACUUGGCAUACGUGCCAGAGUGGCGGCAAUCUAUGAGCCGCCGCAGGAAUCGUCUCGUGAUUCAAUAAACAUCUGUCCAGAUGAGAACGCCGAUGAAGUGGAUGCCGUAGCYAAAGCACUAGGACUUAAAAAGAUUGGCUGGAUCUUCACGGAUCUAAUUACUGAAGAUGCUAGCGCUGGCACUGUAAAACAAAUACGUGGAAUUGAAACACAUUUUCUGACCGCUCAGGAGUGCAUUACAGCGGGUGAGCUGCAGAAUCGUCAUCCGAAUCCAUGUAAAUAUGCCACAAAYGGCACGUUUGGCUCUAAAUUUGUCACAAUUUGUGUAACUGGUGAUCAAACCAAACAGGUGCACAUGGAGGGUUACGCUGUUUCCGCUCAAUGCAUGGCUCUGGUUCGUGAUAAUUGUCUAAUACCUACCAAGGAUGCACCCGAACUCGGCUAUGUGCGAGAAUCGACUGAUAAACAAUAUGUCCCGGACGUUUUCUAUAAGGUAUGUAACAUAUAUGUACAUUAUAUAAUAUAA